AUGUCUCUGCAGGAGCGAUUCCAGCAUCCUGCGCCAGCUCGACUGACACGAAACUCGCUGAACAUUCCCAUGGCUGUUCCACUAUAUCCUUGUAAUCCACUUCGACAUUCGUUUCGGGCAACUUGCUCAUCUCAAGAUCUCUCAGGAUCGGAGCGACGAAGGUUCAAAGGGUGUGACAUCUGUUGUUCCGGCACCCCCUGCUUGGAUGUGUCAGGGAUGCUCUAA
This is a messenger RNA of Sparassis crispa, 225 nucleotides long. RefSeq lists its product as hypothetical. The transcript has 3 exons. The record is from RefSeq and is a predicted model, not a curated record. Bases 1 to 225 code for a protein of 74 amino acids. NCBI's taxonomy places the organism in Eukaryota, Fungi, Basidiomycota, Agaricomycetes, Polyporales, Sparassidaceae.